AUGUUGGUGAUAAGCUUAUACCCGUCUGUAAAAAAAAUGUUUUUGGAAACUCUGGGGCUUGGGGAAUGGAGUGUAAAGAGCUGGGUGGAGACAUCGCAUUACGGUACACCUUCCAGUGGAGCAGAAACUAACAGUCGUAGAUUACCCAGAAAAUCCCAAAAUGAUUCAUUUAUAACAACAUUUCUAGAAAAAUUGCCAAAGCUUCCUAGUCACUAUUGUCGGAAAGACACUACAAAGUUGUACCUUGAACAUGAGUUUUCUAGUUACUCAGACUUAUAUAAAGCUUUCGUGGAUUAUUCAAAAACACAAAACACAGCACCAGCCAGUAGAAAUACAUUAAUAAAGUGGGUACAUAAAAAGAAUAUUGGUAUAUUCAAGCCUCGCAAGGAUCGGUGUGAUACAUGUGUACAGUAUGAAUCUCAAAAUCUAAUCCUAGAAGACUGGGAACAACAUAGAACAGACAAAGAGAGACCUCAAAAAGAAAAAAAUGAUGAUAAAGAAAAAGCAAUGCAGGGAGUCUGUCAUGUUAUUACAGUAGAUCUGCAAGCCGUUAAAACUUGUCCUUAUUUACAAGCGAGUUUGCUUUACUUUAAAACUAAGCUUGUAUGCCAUAAUUUUACUGUAUACGAUCUAGCUACAAAUCAAUGUACUUGCUAUUGGUUCACUGAGCUGGACGCAGAUCUUCAAGCGUCCACGUUUGCAUCACUUCUUGUAGACUAUUUAACAAAAAAGUAUCUUCAAAAUGCAGCCCACAUAAAACCAAUAAUAAUUUAUUCUGAUGGUUGCACAUAUCAGAAUAGAAACAGUACCAUGGCAAAUGCUCUGCUUAGUCUAUCACGCCAAUAUAAUGUGCAAAUAACUCAAAAGUUCUUGAUUAAAGGUCAUUCUCAAAUGGAAUGUGAUAGUGUUCAUGCUGUUAUUGAAAGAAAGCUAAAAAAUAAGAACAUCGAAAUACCAAAUGAUUACUAUCGUCUUACUGGAGAAGCGCGUCAAAACCCAUUUCCUUAUGAAGUCGUAACUCCAGAUUUUACUUUUUUCAAAAACUAUAGUGCCGAUUUGGUCUACUAUUUAAUCCGCCCUGGUAAAAAAUCCAAUGAUCCGACAGUCACGCAGAUAAGGGCACUGCAGUAUGAACAAGGCUUGAUAACAUACAAAAUUAAUUUCGACCAAGAGUUUGCAGAAUCACCUCAUCGUCCAAGAAGGACCCCAAACGACAUAAACCAAUUUCUCCAAUUGUUUGAGCACAAACUGCCAAUUGCAAAGAAGAAAUACGAUCAUUUACAAGAAAUAAAAACCAAAAUUAGUCAAAAUUAUUGGCCAUUUUAUGACAGUUUACCUUUCAAAUGGGUUUUUAUUAUUUUUAUAUUUCCUUGUUUCCUGUUCAUUUUUUUACUGUAA
This is a messenger RNA of Acanthoscelides obtectus, 1398 nucleotides long. The record is from the annotation of a GenBank genome assembly. Lineage: Eukaryota; Metazoa; Arthropoda; Insecta; Coleoptera; Chrysomelidae.